AAGAGGGAGAGAAGGAUAGUGAGGGGAACAGCGUAGUGGGGGCAGUAAGAGCAAGGAUACAAGGAAAAAAAAAACUUGAUAUAACAUGCACUGUGAAUAACCUUUAUAAAUGACUCACUUUAAAAAGAGUUAACACAUAGUUUGAGCUGUGAGGGGGGUUAAGGGGACUGAACAGAGAUUAGUGGAUAAGAAACCUAUUCUUGCUCUGCAGACAACCACCCUUCAGAGGAGUUUUUACUCGCACAGGAUGGAGCCUGUGAGAGCAGCCUGGAUUUGCCUUUUUCUGUGCUCUGUAUGCAGCUCUAGCUCCGCCAAAUUCAGCCCAGAGGCCUGGCUUCAGCAGUAUGGAUAUCUGCCCCCUGGAGAUUUGCGGACACACACCUUGCGCUCCCCACAGUCCAUGAAUGCUGCAAUAUCUGCCAUGCAAAAAUUCUAUGGAUUAAAAGUGACAGGAUCAUUCGACAGUGAAACCGAGAGAGCAAUGAAGAGGCCUCGAUGUGGAGUCCCUGACAAAUUCGGUGCUGAAAUAAAGGCAAAUGUGAGACGGAAGAGAUAUGCCAUCCAGGGUUUAAAGUGGCAGCACAAGGACAUCACAUUUUGCAUACAGAAUUACACUCCCAAAAUUGGCGAGUAUUCUACUUAUGAGGCAAUUCGGAGAGCCUUUAAAGUUUGGGAGAGCGUGACACCACUGCGUUUCCGGGAGGUUCGAUAUGUGGAUAUCAAAGAUGGAUACACUAAACAUGCUGAUAUCAUGCUUUUUUUUGCUGAGGGUUUCCAUGGAGACAGCACUCCAUUUGAUGGAGAGGGUGGCUUUUUGGCACAUGCAUAUUUCCCUGGGCCAGGCAUUGGAGGCGAUACACACUUUGACUCUGCAGAACCUUGGACAGCCAGGAAUGAUGAUCUGGAUGGUAAUGAUCUGUUUCUGGUGGCUGUACAUGAACUUGGUCAUGCUCUCGGUUUGGAACAUUCAAAUGAUCCUUCAGCAAUUAUGGCUCCAUUUUAUCAGUGGAUGGACACACAGAAUUUUCAGCUACCAGAUGAUGACCGCAGAGGAAUCCAGCAGCUCUAUGGACCCAAUCACGGAGAAGGUCUUCCAACUCGUGCACCUCGUCCCACACGAGCUCCACGACCCACACAAACCCAGAGACCAGAUGAUACCCCACACGAUCCCAACCCACCCACUUAUGGACCUGACAUCUGUCAGGGCAACUUUGACACAAUUGCUAUGUUAAGGGGAGAGAUGUUUGUUUUCAAGGAACGCUGGUUCUGGCGUGUUCGUCAUAAACGUGUAAUGGAUGGAUACCCCAUGCCCAUUGGGCAAUUCUGGCGAGGUCUCCCUAGCUCCAUUAAUUCAGCUUAUGAACGAAAGGAUGGCAAAUUUGUAUUUUUCAAAGGGGAUAAGCACUGGGUGUUUGAUGAAGCUAUUUUAGAGCCAGGCUAUCCCAAAACCCUGAAGGAGCUGGGCCGAGGACUUCCUAGCGACAGGAUUGAUGCUGCCCUCUAUUGGAUGCCAAAUGGAAAGACCUACUUCUUCAGGGGGACCAAGUACUACCGGUUUAAUGAGGAGAUGAGAGCAGUGGAUCCAGAUUACCCCAAGCCUGUCAAUGUGUGGGAAGGCAUCCCAGACUCUAUCAAAGGAGCAUUCAUGGGCAGUGAUGGAGCCUUCACUUACUUUUACAAAGGUAACAAGUAUUGGAAGUUUAACAACCAGCUGCUAAAGACAGAGUCUGGCUACCCUAAAUCUGUUUUGGUCGACUGGAUGGGCUGCAGUACUGCCCGACAGCCUGAUGAUGAUGUUGACAGGGAGGUGGUUAUUAUUGAAGUGGACGAGGCAAGUGGGGGAGUGAGUGCUGCAGCUAUUGUAGUUCCUGUCCUUCUCCUGCUUUGUGUUCUUGCCCUUGGACUGGCUGUCGUGCUCUUCAGGCAAUGUGGAACACCGAAGAGGCUCCUAUAUUGGCAGCGGUCCCUUCUGGAUAAAGUGUGAACACCUACACCAAGAAAUUUGCACCCUCCCCCUGAAUUACUGCCUCUCCAGCCCUCCUCUGUCUGCCUCACACAAAUAAUACAGGGAGCAGUAUCAGCUUCCAGGAAAGAGAGGAGUUCUAAUGCAAUUUGCACCAUUUUUGCCUUACUAUUUUUUUGUGGCACGUGUCGUGUUUAACCCCUUCACUGCCAGACCGGGGCCACGAUGUUUGAACGAGUACAGAUUAUGAUAUAUGAUUGGUCACUGGGGCCUGUUGGCUCAAACAACAGCAAGUUACAAAGGUCAUGACAGAGAGGCACAUGAACUUGAGAUUCAAAAGAUCUAAAACUGUUAAGUUUUUGAAAUUCAAAAUAAAUAUGGGCCUUCUUUCUAGUCCUUCCCACAACCACCCAACAUUUUAACACCAGCCAAGAGUAAAGAACCCUGUUUCUAGCUGGGUAUGAAUGUGCUGGUCAGAAGAAUUUUUUUUUGUCCAGGAAUAUGGAGGUGUACACUCAGGAACAUACAUUUUGAACAGCAGGGAAUUAUAUGACACAGUAUUAUGAAAAUCUAGAAGGAGGUCCGUGCCAUGCUGGUGAGAUACUAAAGGCAGGAUAUGAAUAGCAUAACUACUGGAGAGCACACUAAACUGGGUAUUACGCACAAGUCUUGUUUACGAGGCUUCUAUAUAGGCCAAAGAGAUCUGUCAGUUUUAUGGAAAAGUUGUACUUCAUGUAGAAGUGUCUUUAGGGGAAGAUAUGCAAAACUUGCUAAAAUAUAAAAGUAUUCUCCACAGUACAUCUGCAGUGUAGCAUAUACAUUAAUAGCACUGGUGCCUAAAAACAAAAGACAAAGCAGUUUAUUUUAAUUGUCCAAGCUUGCAACACAAGGGAUUUGUUUCUUUACAUUAUGAGCUUCUCAGUCUUUUCUCCCUCUGAGUAUUGCUGUAAUUCAGUGGUGGCAGUACUUUGGUGGAUAGUAUGUUGAAUUGUGAUCCCUUCAUAUUCCUGGACAUUCUGUCUUUACUAUAUGUGUACCCUAAAAAAAAUACCGCCCAUCCCCAUUUAAGUAAUAAUUUGGUGGUAACUAAAAUCAUAAGAAAAUUUAGUAAUGGAAUUGUUCUGUAAGGUGUGACAUGGGGAUUGAUGAGGAGUUAGAUUUUUUUUUUUCUUUUUUUUUUUUGCGGAGCAGGAAUCUGUGUAUAGAAGCAAGGGGGACAAGUCCAAGAUAAGCAUUGCCCAAUUCCUAUAGUGCCUUGUUAGGUGUCCCUCAGCCACCCAUUUUCUUCUAUGACGCCUCCUCUAUGCCCUCCACCUAUUUAGUGAUGACUCUGGAGGAGAAAGGGUUAAUGUGCAUCUCCCUGGUACCUACAGAUCAUUGCUGGGGGUUGGACACUGCUCUGUAGAUACUUUGGAGGGAAUUAGUUAUUUUCCGUUUUAUACAAUCUGGCAGCAAAGGGGUUAUUCACUGCUCGUUGGGUCUAGCAGGAAGGCAUUACAUCAUGCUUUGCCAGGGAAAGUGCCCAUUCCAGUGGUAAGUCUAAGAAAAGAUUCACCAUUUCUGUUAUUCACUGCUAUGGGUGUCUGUGGAAGGAAAGGGGUGAAGAAGGGCAAAUCACAUGGUACGGUUAAGGGGGUGGGAUCACAUUCGCUUCUUUCCCUUCUCUUAUUCUUUGGUUUAUAUUUUUAUUAUUAUAAUUAAUAUUAUUUGGUAAUGAGGCUUCGUGCAUGCACACAGCCCCUGCAGGUCAGGUGGCUUUGUGUUUUACACCUGUCUACUGCAAGAGGGGUCUAUGGAGCAACUCAGGUCUUGGUAUAAAGAGCAGCGCUCUGCUUGGCCCUUCUGCAGUGAAUGGGUGACUUCUUUUCCCCUACCCUUAACAGCCACACUGAGGCCAGUGCUUGCACAUUGAUUGGGGGAGUUGCAGUUUGCCCCUGCUAACCUCCAACCCCAACCCCCAAGUGCAUUAUAACAUCUAUAAGAACACGGAUACAAACAUAGACUCUAAAAGGGCAAACUAACUACAGCAUUCCCUCGAAUUAAUGUAUUUGGGUAUCCAGGGGCCCCGUUGUUGGGUUAAUUAAAGCUUGUCAAAUGGAUGAAUUUCAGUUUUUUUAAUUGUUUUUAUGUGUCCUUUUUUUAUCUAAAGAAAGCUAUUUGUAAUGUCCAAAAACAUUUGUAACAUUAGAUCUAUAAAAUGCCAAAAUGUG
This is a messenger RNA of Xenopus tropicalis (tropical clawed frog), 4173 nucleotides long. RefSeq names its product matrix metallopeptidase 14 (gene mmp14). Gene Ontology annotation, cellular component: cytoplasm; membrane; melanosome. NCBI's taxonomy places the organism in Eukaryota, Metazoa, Chordata, Amphibia, Anura, Pipidae. Gene Ontology annotation, molecular function: zinc ion binding; metalloendopeptidase activity; metallopeptidase activity. Gene Ontology annotation, biological process: proteolysis. The record is from RefSeq and is marked provisional.